This is a messenger RNA of Prorocentrum cordatum, 1617 nucleotides long. The record is from the annotation of a GenBank genome assembly. NCBI's taxonomy places the organism in Eukaryota, Dinophyceae, Prorocentrales, Prorocentraceae.
AUGGUCGAUGGGAAUAUACCAGAUCCAGAAGCGCGGCGGCGGCGCCGCGCGAUUGCGGCCGCGGUGCCUGCGAAGUACCCGCUCGCCACCGCCAACAGCUACGAGAACUACCGCUCCAGCGAGACCAGACCCGCGGCCGACAUAGUCAAGUGGGAGAUCGUGGAGAUCCGAGGAACGAGGACAAAUCAGCAGCGCUCUUAUGAGGACCAUCAGCACCCCUGCGAGGACCAGCGGCGUUCCUAUGAGGACCAGUGGCGCUACAACCAGAUGCGUUCCUACGAGGACCGGCGGCGCCCCUACGAGGACCAGCAGCGCCCCUACGAGGACCAGCGGCGCUCCUACGAGGACAAGCGGCACUACAACGGGAACCAGAAGCGCUCCUACGAGGACCGGCGGCGACCCUACGAAGACCAGCGGCGCUACAACGGGAACCAGAAGCGCUCCUACGAGGACGAGCGGCGACUUCCUUGCAAAGACCAGCAGCGUCUCUACGAGAACCGGCUGCGCUGCGACGGGGACCAGCAGCGCUCGUGCCAGGACCAGUUGCGCUCCUACGAGGACCAUUGGCGCUCCUACGAGGACCAGCUGACCCCGUGCGAGGACCAGCGGACUUCCUACGAGGACCAGAAGUCCUCCAACCAGGGGAGGCCUUGGUCCGCUUCGACCUCGGCCGCGAAGUCUUACGAAUCGUCCGAGGCGGGGCGCCAGGCAGAGGCCCCGCUCCCCUGCGAGGCGGAGGCCGGUCGGCCGGAUCGCGAGCUUCGCAUCCACAUCGAUGCCAGCCAGGCAGACCCGGAUUUUGCGUGGUGGGCACGAGUAUUUCGCAAGCGCAACCAGCGCGCAUAUUGCAUUUGGAAGAUGGCAGGGGUGCAAGCACAGUUGGCCCCUCUGCGUCCCGCGGUUCCGAACACUAUCCUGGAAGAGGCCUUCGACAAGGCCGCCCCCAUCGCCUACGACCUCAUCGCCCGCAACUCCAAGGACAGGUUCCCUCCCGUGGACAUGUCGCUGGUGAAGCAGGUCCGUGCGAAGUACGGCUGUUCAGUAAACGACGCCCUCAUGGCGGCGCUGGCUGGGGCCCUGCGCCGCUUCGACGCCGACGAGCUCGGCGACCAGAGGCUGAAGGGCGCCCCGUCCAAGCUCGAGUUCAAGGCUCUGAUGAUGAUCGGGCUGCCCCGCGCCGUCGACGCCGCGGAUCUGGCCGGCUCGAUCAGCAACAGGCACCUCUACGCCAGCUGCCCGCUGCCCAUUGACGAGCCCGAGCCUGAGCGCCGCGUGGACGAGGUCAUGCGGGCGACCAGCGUCCUCAGGUCGAUGCCUUACGUGGCCGGCCUGACGUGCUUCACAGACGUGGUGACCAAGUCGCUCCCCCCCUCCGUGCUGCGGAAGGCCGUCGCCGAGACGUUCUCCAGGCACUCGCUCCUCGUCACCUGCGUCCCGGGGACCACGGUGCCGAUUUCCUCCGGCUCGUCUUCCUCCUCGUCGUCAUCGCUGUCGUCCUCGUCGCCGUCAUUUUCCUCCUCAUCCUCCUCCUCCCUCCUCCUCCCUCCUCCUCCUCCUCCUCCUCCUCCUCCUCCUCCUCCUCCUCCUCCUCCUCCUCCUCCCCCACUAGGGUAUUGA